UAAAACAAGCCCUCUGAAUGGCUGCUCUGCGGCGACUAUCUGCUCAGUGACAUGCGCAAUGUUGUCAACAGCAACCAUCAACAAUUUUGCGGAACUGAGUUUGUGAUCGUCUAAGUUUGAACAUUUUUUCGACCAGAUUCUGCGGACGCCACCAACACGGGAUGACAGAUCUCGCAGGUUUAGAACGCCAGGCUCAUAACCUAGUGGACUUGGUCAUUGAUAACUCCAUCAAACGAGUCAUAACCGAUCUUCACAGCGGCGACGAGUCUGAUCUGGGUCGGCCAGUGUCGUCCCUGAAGGACUAUGACAGUUUACUGUUCCGAGAAAUCGAAGAGCACGAAGUACAGAACAUUGAAUGGAUGACCAUUGAUGAAUUUACGGUAGAGAAGGGAGAGGCGAAAAUCAACGCAUUUGUCAAGACGUGGGAAUAUCAGGCCAGCUGGCUGUACUGUAUUGAUUUCCUGAGAGAAGAGGACGACAAAUACAGCAAGAAGUAUCGUUACCAGGUCCGAUGGAGCAUUCCAACCAGAAGGAAACCCAUCCCCAGGGCAACGGCCUGUGUCUACUUCACCAUUGAGGUCUCCAAGAUCAAACCCGGGCAUCACCCGGUUGAAGUCUACUAUGUCUUCGAAACCAACCAGCUCGUCCACAAACCUGGUCUAUCUCGCUUCAGAGAGCGUUGGCUUAAAGACAUCAUUGAGAGCAAGAUUAUGAUGAUGGAGGCCGUCCAGUUCUGAGGAGGGGUUGAUCUGAAGUCGCUUUCAUUUCCUUUUUAUAAGAAUCAAUUCCCCGAAAUCCUUUUCAAGUUGGAAGUUUUAGCUGAGGAGUCUCAUUGAGAUGAAAACAAUGCUUCCGGCUUACUGUGUCUAAGAUUAUAAUUACACUGGCAUGUCGUUUCUGAUGCCAAUCCACAAGAUAACCUAUAUUCAGGCUUUUUAACCAAUCUUCCCUUCAUAUAUCCAAAGAGAUUAUUCAAAUUUAUCCCCAAGCCCAUACAAAUAUUUUCAAGAAAUGGGAAGACUAGAGUAAGAUGUCCAAUUCGUUUUUGAUCUAUUAGGUAACAAUUGUUCCUGUGUUUGUGUCGACUGUGAAUAAAACGUGUGGCAUGUCAGUCAGUGAUAUUUUUGUAAUGUAUUAAUAAUCCAAUAAAGAGGGAUAUAUCUAAACAUUGUGGGCGGGACCAAGCAUUUUUUUCUCAAUACUUCAUUAAUUUAUUUACAGAUGGUGAGUUAUGUACUCAUUAUGUUAUUUACAUGCGUACUGUAAAUGCUGUAAAAUAUCAAUUGUUAUUUGGUUGAAGAUUUCUGUUCAUUUCCAACUAUCACACCAAAUAAAGUCUCUCAAACGUACACAGACAGGUGUUUGUGAAACUAAAGCUUAAAUGUACAUAUUUUUUGUGUAUAUAUUCAGAUUAAUGUUUUUUUAUCAAUAAAGUUGUGUACAUGUACAGUGUUAACAUACAACGGUACUGAGCAAUUUUGGUAUUCUUGGACGAUUUGAGUAACUACUAACAAUUAACACAAAAGUAAUUGUGCUAGAUUUGAUACUUUGUGCACUUCUCGGAGCAGUACUGUUUCCCCACUGAUUGUUUUAUAACUUCUUUCCACUGUCUUGCCGUUUUCUUAACCAGCGGUACAUGUACUCCCCUAACCUCCAAGGAUGAUGCCACUUUCCUACACAAGUGCAAUAUAAAGUUCGGCCUGUAGUCACCGUACAUAUUAAUGUCCGCUUAUAAAUACCUUGACAUCGAACAAAAACUAGUGUUGACUGUUAAAAUCACGGUACGAAAUUGUUGAGAGAAAAAAAUAUUCUCAUGUUCAAAUGCUACUUGUUCGCAUUUAUCAUUAUCAGAAGUCUAACUUCGGCUUCAAGAAAGUGUGAAAACGUUGAAGACUAUUUUCCAUGAAUACUGUACAUGCAAACAUAUUGUGUAAUGGCUAUUACUAUAAUGUGAUUGUAAAUUUUUUCUGCUGCUUGUAUACUGCACACAACGUCCUGUUGGAUUAUCUCGGUACAGUGGUACCCAGCUAGUGGUACCGCUGAAGAUCAUUCAUACUGCGUACCAUACCGUCGUUGGAUGGUUCCGGAUUUUGUUAUUGAAUACAAAAACUAAGAAACUUUAUAUUGUACAACCGGUUAAUAAAGUUUACUAGAAAGCUCGCUAGAAAAAAAUGCCGGCAAACGAAACUUCGAACUCUAGGCUAUCAAAGUAAACACAGUUAUCGUUCCCACAACUCGAAAUAUUAUGGGCACAAUGCUGAACACUCGACCCGCUUCGACCGAUAAGGUUUUCCGUCGUUGUUACAAUAAAAUUGUUUACAAGUUUAAAAUUAGUAGCAGUAACUGAUAUAGGUUGUUUACGAAAUUUGUUACAAAUCGU
This is a messenger RNA of Patiria miniata (bat star), 2380 nucleotides long. RefSeq names its product A-kinase anchor protein 14-like (gene akap14). The transcript has 4 exons. NCBI's taxonomy places the organism in Eukaryota, Metazoa, Echinodermata, Asteroidea, Valvatida, Asterinidae. Bases 162 to 737 code for a protein of 191 amino acids. The record is from RefSeq and is a predicted model, not a curated record. Gene Ontology annotation, cellular component: cAMP-dependent protein kinase complex. Gene Ontology annotation, molecular function: protein kinase A regulatory subunit binding.